Molecule: messenger RNA, 1278 nt
Organism: Vicia faba (fava bean)
Lineage: Eukaryota; Viridiplantae; Streptophyta; Magnoliopsida; Fabales; Fabaceae
Source: the annotation of a GenBank genome assembly
AUGACGAAUCAAGUUGUGAGAGUCAAAAGAGAGACGAUUGCAGCAUGCAUGACUUGCCCACUUUGUAACAAGCUCUUCAAACAAGCUACAACUAUAUCCGAAUGUCUUCACACGUUUUGCAGGAAGUGCAUUUAUGACAAAAUUUCUGAUGAGGAUUUGGAAUGCUGUCCAGAAUGCAACAUUGAUUUGGGCUGUGUUCCACUUGAGAAACUAAGGCCGGACCACACUAAGCAAGAUGUAAGGGCCAAGAUUUUCCCCUUAAAGGGAAGAAAGGUGAAAGAACCUGAAGUUGUUGCGGCUUCAGUACCAUUGCCAGCUAAAAGAAAAGAAAGAUCUUUGUCGUCUUUGGUGGUCAACACACCAAGGGUAUCGGCACAAUCAACCAUGACAGGAAGAAGAACAAAACCUACAAGAAAGGCUAGCAGUCUGCGGUCCUCUAGUUUUUCAUUUGAAAGAUUGAUUAAAAAAGAGGAAGCAUUAUUGGACGACCGUCCCGAGAGUUCAAGCUCACCUGAAACUUCAAAUAAGUUGCGCCAGAACAAUGGACAGAGCGAGGGUAGUCAAUCCACGCCAAAUAAAGAAACAGAGAAUGGUGCUGAAACAUAUGAUGCAAAGUUGGAUCUUUGGAAACCGCUGAAUUGUUUAGUGGAAGUCGCAAGCAGGACUAAAUCUUUCAAGUCUAAUACACAAGGUUCCACUGCUAAACUUGAACCUAUUCAAGUAAAUGAAAGUGACUCUCAAGUGCAGAAAAUAAAAAAUAAGGAAAAUAAACGCAAGGCAAAAGCUGAGGGUGAAAAAAUUAGCCCUUUUCCAGUUUCUUCAGACACAGCAAAACCCAAUAAAUUGCGCAGAGUACGCAAGAAAAAGGAAACUUUUGGAGAAUCAGGCAUAACACCCCAAGCUGUGGUGGAUUCUACCAGCAAUAAACUCUUUAUGAGUGGUCCAAUUUGGUUCUGCUUAGUAGCUUCUGAAAACCAGGAAGGAGAUGCACCCUUGCCACAAAUUCCUGCUAGCUAUCUGAGAAUAAAGGAUGGAAGCGUACCUGUCUCGUUUAUCCAAAAAUACCUAAUGAAGAAACUAGAUCUGACGAGUGAAACUGAGAUUGAGAUUAAAUGUAUGGGACAACCAGUGCUCCCUACUCUGAAACUACAUAGUUUGGUUGAGUUGUGGCUGGAUUCUGCAGCAUCCGCAUCAGACCGAAUUCCGGCGAUUAUAGGGUCCUCAGCAAAGGAUUUUGUCAUGGUUCUAGCAUAUGCUCGGAAGACUCCACACCCUUGA